This is a messenger RNA of Syngnathus acus (greater pipefish), 2415 nucleotides long. It is a transcript of the gene minar1, whose product is annotated as membrane integral NOTCH2 associated receptor 1. The coding region runs from base 1 to 2382 and encodes 793 amino acids. Gene Ontology annotation, biological process: negative regulation of TOR signaling; negative regulation of cell population proliferation. Lineage: Eukaryota; Metazoa; Chordata; Actinopteri; Syngnathiformes; Syngnathidae. Gene Ontology annotation, cellular component: plasma membrane. The transcript has 3 exons. The record is from RefSeq and is a predicted model, not a curated record.
AUGGCAAACCUGCAGCAAGAAUACCCUGGAGUCCUCAUGGGGAUCCUUGAAGAACUGGCUACCAUGCGUCAGUGGUUGACAUUCCAGGACCUUUGUCGUAUGGUCAGCACCCGCUUUGACUUGGAACACCUCAUUGAGCUCAGGAGUUUGUUGUUUGCUGCUGCUAGCCGGGACCCCUGUUUUCCAGCCACUCUUUUUAGAGAUCGAGUUUCCACCAGGGGACAAGGGCUGUCACCAAUAGGUGUCGCUGCUGACAUCGUGACAAUUUUUAACCUUAUUCAGAUGACGGGUGGGGCCACCGAUGACAGCCAACCAAUGAGAACUCAGACGGUCCUGCCUGUGGACCAGUCCCCAGGUCCCAGUCUGCCCGGGAUCCACCACCUGAACGUUCCGAGUAGAGAGAGAGUACGCGCUCACUCUGACUCCAGUGCAAGUCUUAUCGACAAGCACUUGCUGUUUCCACAUUCCAAUUACUCAGUGCGUAAGCGUGGCAGUCUCCCCCCCGAUCCCAUCUCACUUGUAUCGCCCCCUCCCGUCAGGACGCGGGCUGUGUCUUUCGACUUGCCUCACACCACACUUUUGUAUUCCAGUGGACAGAGCCCCGCCAAGACCAUGAAGGAUAUUUACCUGCCUUUGGAAACGGACAGCGAGUCAAGUGGCGAUUCAGCUCCGGUUGAGGUGUUUGAAACCGAACAGGAGUCAUCACUCGACCAGAAGAGAAACAUCUUUAAGAAGGACUUCCACAAUCAGCCGCCUCUCAUACCACAGGUGACCGUCCACAGUGAAUCUCCCAGUCCCAAGGGGGAGAAAGGCUUUGACAAUCACAACUUUGAAAUGAUCCCUAACCCUUACCCUUCGCCCGCCGCAGUCCAGCAGGCUCCGGAAGAGCGGACCAAACAUGAAAGUCUGGAUGACCUGCAGGACUCCACUUAUUUCGGACCUGGAUCGAUCCCAGAGCGGUCCCAGAAACACUUGAAGCCUCCCCGAGGGCAAAGGCCCAUCUGGAGUAACAAGAGUCACAGUCUGGAGGACCGGAUCAGCCCAGCCGGCGUUGGUAUGGGACCUGAAACCCGUGGUGGAAAACUACAAAGGCGAUCAAGGCCCGCUAUGAGCAAAAUGGGGGGUUCUUUGGGGGGCGAGAUUGGGGACAUUGAAUUUGACGGAAUGAAGGCUCAAGGAACCCAGACCGAUCCUCCAGACACCCGGCGUCUCCGUAGCUUGGUCCAUGCAGACCGCCUGUCCUUCAUGACUUCUUUGGAUGAUCCGGACUUUGCCGAUGAUGACAUAAGUGCCAUCUUCCGCUUUUUAGAUGACAUAAGCAUGUGUGGCUCCACGGGAGUCCUGCACCCUAACGAUGGAUCCGGGGCGCUCAACCAGGAUACCCCGGAGGCCAGACGGGGCCGCCUAGGCCAACUCCAGAGGCUUUUUCAUUCUCUGGAAAGCAGCGAUGAUGGACUAAAAGCCAGCGUGUGCAAGCUGCUGCUCCGUAUGAACCAGAUCGAGCGACAGUUGGAAUCACUAAAUGAUGUCAAAGCCGAGAUCUCUCAGGUCUUGUCUGCUUUGCAGCGACUGGAUGAAAAGAUCCCGCAGCCCGCCGUCGAUGGCGCACAGAGCAGCGGUGGCCGAUGGCUGGAGCCCCUCAGCGGCGUGUCCUCCUUCAUGAGCCACCCCAUCACCCCCUCAGAAUCAUCUGAGCCUCAGCCUUUAUCUGUAUCCGAGCAUCUCUUUCCUGCAACCAGCACUCAUAGUCUGGACUGGAACAAAUGGAACGCUCCUGGGGAGCAGACAGACAGUGGUAAAUGUCAAGGUGAGACAAAAGCGGGCAAAGACGGAAAAGCGUCUCGUCGCGCCUCGACAAAUGAGGAGAAAGGGCCAUCGGAUUCCAAGCGAUCAAAUGUAUCAAGCAUGGCAAAAGACUGGAUGGUGACUUUCUCCAAAAUGAAAGGUGGCAAAUCACAAGAGAAAACUGGACAGGAAGAGCAGCCAAGCCGAACUGCCAAACUUCUUUCUCAGAAGUCGUCCAGCUUGGUGGAGCAAGUAUUUAGCUCGUCCUUGUUUGGCAACAAAGAAAGCAGCCUGACUGGGGGCCUCGCCGCAGGAAAAAUGAUGGACCCCAGACUGGCUGAAGCGAGAGGAAGAGCCGUCUGGACCGUAGACGAGCGAGAGUCACGAGUCUCCCCUUUGCAGGGUCGUGAUUCUCUCAACCCUAACAACAUGGAGUUCUGGAUGGACGACAUCUACACUCCGGGCUAUGAUGCGUUACUCAGGCGUAAAGAGGCUGGCCUCCGCCGGGCCAAAGUUUGCAAGUUGUUAGCGCUCAUCGCUGUUGUACUUGUUAUCAUUCUCAUCAUUGUCAUUCCCAUUUGCACCAUGAGAUCAUGAGAAAUUGCGUGAGGACUUUUUGCACAUUAUUCU